Spinacia oleracea (spinach) is the source of this 928-nucleotide messenger RNA. RefSeq names its product ubiquitin-like protein ATG12. The transcript is spliced from 7 exons. Gene Ontology annotation, biological process: glycophagy; piecemeal microautophagy of the nucleus; autophagosome assembly. Gene Ontology annotation, cellular component: autophagosome membrane; phagophore assembly site membrane; Atg12-Atg5-Atg16 complex. Gene Ontology annotation, molecular function: Atg8-family ligase activity. The record is from RefSeq and is a predicted model, not a curated record. The coding region runs from base 121 to 465 and encodes 114 amino acids. Lineage: Eukaryota; Viridiplantae; Streptophyta; Magnoliopsida; Caryophyllales; Amaranthaceae.
CGGUUCAAUUAUAUUCGGUUCAGUUCAACAGAAAAUGUUCAAAGAGUCGGACUUUCUUCGAGAAUUUCCGGCAAAUUCACUGCUCCACCUUUCGACGUAUUCUUGAUUGAAGCUUUCCCCAUGGCUUCCGAAUCCCCCAGCGCUGUUCGAAAAGUCGUGAUUCACUUGAGGGCAACUGGUGAUGCUCCCAUACUCAAGCAACAAAAAUUCAAGAAAAUUAAGGAUGGGUUUGUUCUUGGCACCUUUAUUUCUAAGAAAUCAUCUGUUAUACUUGUCUCUGGCACUGACAGGUUUGCUAGUGUUAUUGAUUUUCUACGUCGCCAACUUCAUAAAGAAACCUUGUUUGUGUACAUCAACAGUGCCUUUUCUCCUAAUCCAGAUGAGUCGGUGAUAGAUCUCUACAAUAACUUUGGAAUUGAUGGUAAGCUGGUUGUCAAUUAUGCUUGUUCCAUGGCUUGGGGCUGACUGUUGAAUUGUUGAUACAGCUAUUUCAUUUUACCGUGAUUUGUUGAAUUGAUCAGAAAUGUACAUUCGACGUGCUAUAUGUUCGAUCUCUGAGGCCAUGUAUAGGGACACCGGACACUGCUUCAGUUGUUGGUUGGCUGAUAGAUUGUGGAGUAUGCUGUAUGCUGACUCUCUCUCCCCUCUUAAUGUGUCAUUACAAUAGCAAAAUUUACAUGAUUUUAGUAUUUAUUUCACUUGUAAAGUUGACAUCAUUUCUGUUAAUGUUUGUGGAAAGCAGAAGAAUUUUCUUCCGGUUAUGCAUCCUGCUCGUCUUCCCUCUUUUUUCUUGAGUCUGGUUGUUUUUCUGUUAAAAAUAUUAUAGAUCAUUUCAUAAUUAAUCCCGACUUUUCAGGCCAGUAUAAGGCCCAUUUGGGCCCAAUUCAGGCUGGGCUAUUUUUAUUUUUAUAUAAUCAACAUUUGGGUA